This is a messenger RNA of Tachysurus fulvidraco (yellow catfish), 4226 nucleotides long. RefSeq names its product unc-5 netrin receptor Db (gene unc5db). The transcript has 17 exons. Lineage: Eukaryota; Metazoa; Chordata; Actinopteri; Siluriformes; Bagridae. Gene Ontology annotation, cellular component: membrane. The coding region runs from base 216 to 2921 and encodes 901 amino acids. Gene Ontology annotation, biological process: netrin-activated signaling pathway. The record is from RefSeq and is a predicted model, not a curated record. Gene Ontology annotation, molecular function: netrin receptor activity; protein binding.
UCGCGAGCCGGAGUUCAGCACUCGCGACUGGGAGCGCAGUGAUGACAGUUGGAUAGUUUCGGCUUCAGUAUGUGAACAUAUCUUUUUUUUCUUUUUUUUUCUUUUACCCCAUCUAUCAUUCUUCGUUUUACAGUCGGGAAAACGUUUCAUUGACGCACGUGAAGGUGUAGAAAGAAGGAAAAUGUUGCGAAUUUGAGGAGGAAAAGACGCCAGAGAUGCGAGCUCUGAGUGUAAACGGACGCUGUUGGGACGUCGCCUUGCUUCUCCUGCUGUGCGCGAGGUGCACGUGCGGCCGAGGCACCACAGGAGACGCCGUACAAGAUUCACCAUCAGUCGGAGGGACGUUGCCACACUUCCUGCAGGAGCCAGAGGACGCCUACAUCAUCAAGAGCAACCCAAUCCGGUUGCGGUGCCGUGCCACUCCCGCCCUGCAGAUUUUCUUCAAAUGCAAUGGGGAAUGGGUUCAUCAGAACCAACACACGGUUCAGGAAUAUAUGGACCAGAACACAGGUCUGAAGGUGCGUGAGGUGAUGAUAAACAUCUCUCGGCAGCAGGUGGAGGAUUUCCAUGGCCCUGAGGAUUAUUGGUGCCUGUGCGUGGCAUGGAGUCACCUGGGCACAUCAAAAAGCCGUAAAGCCACCGUGCGCAUCGCCUAUCUGCGUAAGAACUUUGAACAGGACCCGCAGGGGAAGGAGGUUCCCAUCAGGGGCAUGAUCGUUCUGCACUGCCGGCCUCCAGAGGGUGUGCCUGCUGCUGAGGUGGAGUGGUUAAAGAAUGAUGAGCUGUUGAGUUCGCUUGAUGAUGACAACAUUGACACUCGAGCUGACCACAACCUGAUCAUUAAUGAAGCGCGACUCUCUGAUUCAGGGAACUACACCUGCCUGGCCAGCAACAUUGUCGCCAAGAGACGCAGCGCCACAGCUACUGUGGUAGUCUUUGUGAACGGAGGCUGGUCUCUGUGGACAGAGUGGUCUCAGUGCAGUGUGGACUGUGGCAGAGGAGUACAGAAGCGCUCUCGGACCUGCACUAACCCGGCUCCUCUGAACGGUGGAGUGUUCUGCGAGGGCAUGUCUGUACAGAAGAGCACCUGUAAUGCUCUGUGUCCCGUGGACGGAGGAUGGGACGAGUGGAGUGAGUGGACGGCAUGUAACGCCCAGUGCGAAAGGCAGAGAUGGAGGGAGUGUACCGCUCCGGCUCCUCGCAACCGAGGGAGAGCCUGCGAGGGUAAAAGUCAUGAUGUGGAGAACUGCACCGGAGACCUGUGCACUCAAGAUGGGAAGAUGCUGCAUGAUGUUAAGCCUCAGAGUAUGGAUGGCUCUAACGAGGUGGCACUGUACUCGGGACUGGCAGCAGGAGCCAUCGCCGUUACAGUCCUUGUCAUAUCUGUGACGCUGUACCGCCGGAGCCAGAGCGAAUAUGGAGUGGAUGUAAUCGACUCAUCUGCCCUUGCUGGCGGGUUUCAGUCUUUCAACUUCAAAUCCACGAGACAAGGCAACCCUUUGCUUCUGAAUUCGUCCGCCCGGCCUGAGCAGACCUACAGCUUCCGCGACUCUGUGGGGAAAGAGCUGUUCGACCCACUGCCCGACGCCACAGCUAAAGUUCAGAACUCCUUCACGGCUGAAUACCAUGCUAAGACUUACCCCCAGGGCCUAGCGUCACCCGUGCCCACCAAUAAUGGGCCCUACAAUUCCUACAGGACUCAUCUGAGGAGCAGUGGCGUCUUCGGACACCAGGGAGGACGACUCGUCAUGCCCAAUGCAGGAGUCAGUCUGCUGGUGUCACAUGGGGCGAUCGCAGAGGACACGUCCUGGGAAAUGUACAUGCUCAUCGAUCAAGGAGACUCCAGCGCACCAUCAUUAGAGAGAUGCGAAAUUCUGCUGGGGCCAGAGGUCACGUAUGGCCCCCCAGGCCUAUGCCUGACCUCCCCUGUUGCCAUGACGAUAGCCCACUGUGCCGAGGUCAUCGGCGAGAACUGGAACGUUCGCCUGAAGAAGAAAACGAAGGACGAGGAGUGGGAGGAAGUUAUGUCGGCAGAUGACGAUUCAACUUCUUGCUACUGCCUCUUGGACUCUGGAAGGUGCCACCUUCUGCUAAAUGAGCCGGGCACAUACGCCCUUGUAGGUGAACCACUGGGUGACGGCGCCACCAAGAGGCUGAAGGUGGCCGUGUUCGGCAGCUCACACUCCUCUAUGAGCUACAGUCUACGAGUGUACUGCGUCGACGACACGCCUCACGCUUUUCAGGGAGUGGUGACUGCAGAGAGCAACAGACAUGGCUUGCUCCUGGAGGAACCCAAGAUGCUUCUGUUUAAAGGGAACACCAACAAUCUACAGGUCUCCAUCCAGGAUCUCCCCCAGUUCCCUUGGAGCAUCAAACCCUUUAGCACCUGUCAGGAGUUCUCUUUCUCGCAGGUAUGGAGCAGUAACCAGCAGCCUCUGCACUGUGCCUUCUCUCUGGAGCGCUUCAACGUCGGCACUUCGCAGCUAUCCUGCAAGAUCAGCGCGCGCCAGGUCAAAGGUCACGAGCAGAUCCUGCAGGUCUACACCUGUGUGGAGGAGAAAGAGAAGGAGACGCUCCCAUUUUUUAUGCAGACCGACUGCACAGUCACCUCCCAGACGGGCGCUAAAGCCUUUAAAAUCCCUCUAUCCAUUCGGCAGCGCAUCUGCGCCACCUUUGACACUGCCAACACCAAGGGCAAGGACUGGCAGCUCCUGGCUCAGAAACUCAACAUUCAGAGGAACCUUUCAUAUUUUGCACAGCAGCGCAGCCCAUCUGGGGUCAUCCUCAGCCUGUGGGAGGCUCAGCACCAGGCCUCUGGAGACCUGGACUCACUGGCCAGUGCCCUCGAGGAAAUCAGCAAGAUCCAUUCAAAAAGUUCGGCCCAGAGCCCGAGCGAGCCGCAGCCAAACUACAAUCAGUGAGAGAAAGAUGCAAACACGAUCCGUCUCUGUAAACUCAUGAUGUGAGUGCUUAUGUCCGGCUCCAGAGAAAGAUAGAGAGAGACAUGAACACAAGGAGUGUGUAAUGAUGGAGUGAAAUGACGCACUGCUUUAAAACAGAAGAGGAGGGCACUUGAAAGUUCUGACUUAGCUGUCCUCUCAUUAUGAGGGACAGCUUGGGUCAUAAACCUUCUUAACCAUUUCCUUUUUUCUUUUAAGCUUUGCCACUGGUUCACAGGCAGCAUGGACCUUUAACGCUUCAGUGUGCUACUACUUACUUAUCUCGUGGUUCAGUUGCACUAUAAAGCAUUGUAGAGGUCAAGUGUGUGGCGCGUUUCAAAAGAAGCGACGUGGUUUCCUCUUUGUCAGCGAGGAUCUGUUUUUCCCGCACACGGUGUACUGCGACGUUUCGUGUUGCCAGUAGGGAGCCAUUGUAAAAGCAGCGACUGGGACGCAAGAUGAAUAAAAUAUGUGCUUUUCUGUUUAAUGUUGUUUUUAAGAUGUGUAAGUGGAGGGGUGGGUGGUUGGGGAUUGUAAGCAUGGAUCUCGGUUUGAACAUCAACACAACAGCUCCAAUGUGUUUCUCUUAGAUAACAAAAGCAGUUACUGCGGUCGUCUCUGCAUGGAGGACGUUGCUCUGCCGAGACAGCUACAGUCAGAUAAUUUACACAUGGCCCAAAUCAUCUUCAAAAAAAGAAAGAAAAAAAAGCUUUAAUCUGACAGACGCCUCAUUUCCUGCAACCAGUACAACAGUGGAAUAUGUUAAAUUGGACGUCGGUUUAGAGAGGAAACUGAGGCUAACAGUUGCUUUUAGAACGGGAUUAUCAUUUUGUUUAACAUCUACCAUGUUGUUGUUGUUUUUUAAUCUGACAUGUUUUCAUAAUGAGUUUCAUGUAUAAAGCAAAUUAUGUACAUUUUGCUCAUUUUCUGGGACAGAAUGUAUAAUUAAAAUCCGUCAGUUUCUGUUCAUCUCCAUGGUGACAAUGUACUAAAGAUGACAACACAGAAUGAAGAGAAGAAUUACAUAACAGUGCAGGAAACUGCCUUUUUAAUGCCAUAGUGUCCCAUCAAAUGUGAAAUUGAUUUUUUUUUUAUUUUAUUUUUUUUAAACAAAAUCAUUCUGGUCUGCUCCUCAGCUAUGCUCUCCUCUUUCUGCUACUGAUGAAAUUCCAGCCACAUGACAAUAAAUAUAUGCAUAGAUGCUGGAUCUUUCCUUGCUUGAUUUUUUUUCCACAAAAUUUUAAUGUAUUAACAAACAGUUUAUCCAAUAAAGUCAAAUGGAAAGAG